This is a messenger RNA of Prunus avium (sweet cherry), 1929 nucleotides long. RefSeq names its product organic solute transporter ostalpha protein (DUF300) (gene LAZ1). The record is from RefSeq and is a predicted model, not a curated record. NCBI's taxonomy places the organism in Eukaryota, Viridiplantae, Streptophyta, Magnoliopsida, Rosales, Rosaceae.
GGUUUAUAAUGUCUACUUGAUUUUCACAAGAACGAUACUUCUCUCUGUGUGGCCAAGUCGACGAAGCUCUGUCCAUAGUCUGUGGUCUGUGGUGAUUCAGCACCUUGUGCAUAUGUUUGUGAAUUGAUGAUUCCAUUAUGCUGGCAAUAUUUGAGAAUAUAGGCUGGUUAAAAGGAAACACAGCUGAUGAAGAUAACACCAUUUAUCGAUCUCGUUACCCAGUUGGCCUACACACCUCCUACGUGGGCAAGUCUAGUUUCCGGUGUUUUUGUACUCAUCACUCUUACCCUUUCAAUAUAUCUUGUGUUUGAGCACCUUUCUGCAUACAAACAUCCUGAGGAGCAAAAGUUUUUAAUUGGUGUUGUCCUCAUGGUUCCGUGCUAUGCAGUAGAAUCAUUAAUAUCGUUGGUGAAUCCAUCGAUAAGCGUUGAUUGCGAGAUUCUACGGGAUUGCUAUGAAUCCUUUGCCAUGUAUUGCUUUGGAAGAUACCUGGUUGCAUGCUUGGGUGGGGAAGAGAGGACUAUCGAGUUUAUGGAAAGGGAAGGACGUGCAAGUUCUAAGACUCCCCUAUUAGAACAUAGUUCUGAAAAGGGAACUGUUAAGCAUCCUUUUCCAUUGAAUUAUAUCUUGAAACCAUGGAAUCUUGGUCAAUGGUUUUACCAAAUUGUCAAAUUUGGAAUUGUUCAGUAUAUGUUAAUUAAGUCUCUCAGUGCUAUUUUAGCUGUUAUCCUUGAAGCUUUUGGUGUAUAUUGUGAAGGAGAAUUUAAAUGGGGAUGUGGGUAUCCUUAUCUUGCAGUGGUUCUAAAUUUUAGUCAGUCAUGGGCGUUGUACUGUCUUGUUCAAUUUUACGCUGUUACAAAAGAUGAACUAGCUCACAUAAAACCAUUAGCCAAGUUUUUGACAUUUAAAUCAAUUGUUUUUUUGACAUGGUGGCAAGGCGUGGCAAUUGCUCUUCUUUAUGCCCUGGGUUUGUUCAAAAGCCCUAUAGCUCAAGGCUUACAGUUUAAGUCAAGUGUUCAAGACUUCAUCAUUUGUAUAGAGAUGGGCAUUGCUUCUGUUGUUCACCUAUAUGUGUUUCCUGCAAAACCUUAUGAGCUGAUGGGAGAUCGUUACACUGGAAGUGUCUCAGUUCUUGGAGACUAUGUAUCGGCUGACAGUCCUUUGGAUCCUGAGGAGGUUAGGGACAGUGAACGCCCCACGAAGCUACGCCUUCCCAAUCCUGACAUUGAUGUCAGGAGCGGAAUGACCAUAAGAGAAAGUGUUCGGGACGUUUUCGUUGGUGGCGGAGAAUAUAUUGUGAAAGAUGUGAGGUUCACAGUAACACAGGCAGUAGAGCCGGUAGAGAAGGGGAUCACCAGGUUCAAUGAGAAGCUACACAAGAUCUCCCAAAACAUUAAGAGACAUGACAAGGAGAAAAGAAAAACGAAAGAUGACAGUUGUAUUUCCGCAUCAUCACCAGCACAGAAGUUGAUUCGUGGGAUAGACGACCCUCUUUUGAAUGGAAGCAUGAGUGACAGUAGUGUUGCAAGGGGAAAGAAGCAUCGUCGAAAAUCUGGAUAUACCAGUGCAGAGAGUGGGGGAGAGAGCAGUAGUGAUCAAAGUUACAGUGGGUAUCAGGUAAGAGGCCUUAGGUGGGUAACCAAAGAUUAGAAUAGGAAUAUGAUCAUGGCAGUUUUCUCAUCAGAAGCUGUGGCCUGGCCUGUGGGUUAUCCAUUGUUGUCUGCUUGGCUAUAUUUUUAUCUCAAGGGGUUGUCUUAUUGUUUCAUCCAUUUCAUUUUCAUACACGAGGAUGGUGAGAACUCUUGCCUCCUUUUUUGGCUAGAGGCAUGAGAAUUGUAAAUGGUGUCUAGAGGAAACAUUUUAUUUAGGAUGAUGUAAUUUGCACAUUUAUGUUGCGGACAGUAAUGCAACAGCGAAACUUAGAAUUUU